Messenger RNA from Pecten maximus, 668 nucleotides. Its product is annotated as G-protein coupled receptor GRL101-like. Bases 4 to 501 code for a protein of 165 amino acids. The record is from RefSeq and is a predicted model, not a curated record. NCBI's taxonomy places the organism in Eukaryota, Metazoa, Mollusca, Bivalvia, Pectinida, Pectinidae. Gene Ontology annotation, molecular function: G protein-coupled receptor activity. Gene Ontology annotation, biological process: G protein-coupled receptor signaling pathway. Gene Ontology annotation, cellular component: membrane. The transcript is spliced from 3 exons.
UCCAUGCAGUCCUACUUCAAGGGGGAAUACUACUCUCAGUCAGGGGUAUGUCUCGCCUUACCAUUGACUGACAUCGAACAACCAGGUGCUGAAUAUUCGUUUGCAGUGUUUGUUUGUCUCAACUGUCUCGUCUUUUUAGCUAUAGCCAUAGGGCAAAUCGGCAUGUUUAAAAGUUUGAUUUCAAGCCCAGGGCGUCGUAUGGCCUCGUCACAGUCUCGUCAACGGGAUAUAUCUGUAGCAAGAACUCUCUUUAUGGUGGUGGCGACCGACUUUUGCUGUUGGUUUCCGAUCGGCGUAAUGGGAGUGAUUUCAAAAUUUGGAUACCAGAUGCCGCACGGCGUUUAUGCGUGGGUUAUGGUGUUUGUUUUGCCAAUCAAUGCUGCCAUCAAUCCAUUCUUGUACACGGCCUCAGCUAUAUGGAGGAAGCGACAAAGAGAACAACAGAUUGCAAUGACGACGUCAAAGAAAAACACCAGAAGGAUUAACGCGAAAUCGAGAUGAAUAUACUUUAACAGCCAUUUCAACCGAGUAUGUCUGAAGACUCGUCAAUUCCUCUGUCGUUUGUUAGAGGCGUGGUAACUGUCUUUGCAAGAAGUGUAAUACAACUUAGCGAAAGACACCGCUGGAAAGAACGGGGAUUACUCCAUUUUUGUUUGUAGAUUUGUGAA